Molecule: messenger RNA, 933 nt
Organism: Acomys russatus (golden spiny mouse)
Lineage: Eukaryota; Metazoa; Chordata; Mammalia; Rodentia; Muridae
Gene: Hsd11b1
Product: hydroxysteroid 11-beta dehydrogenase 1
Exons: 6
Coding region: 8-883 (291 amino acids)
Biological process (GO): steroid catabolic process
Cellular component (GO): endoplasmic reticulum membrane; intracellular membrane-bounded organelle
Molecular function (GO): 11-beta-hydroxysteroid dehydrogenase (NADP+) activity; steroid binding
Source: RefSeq, a predicted model, not a curated record
CUGUUUGAUGGCAUUUAUGAAAAAAUACCUCCUCCCUCUUCUGGUGCUCUUCCUGGGCUACUACUACUCCACACAUGAUGAGUUCAGGCCAGAAAUGCUCAAAGGAAAGAGAGUGGUGGUCACCGGGGCCAGCAAAGGGAUUGGAAGAGAAAUGGCAUAUCAUCUGUCAAGAAUGGGGGCCCACGUGGUGCUGACUGCGAGGUCCGAGGAAAGCCUCCAGAAGGUGGUGUCUCGUUGCCUUGACCUUGGAGCAGCCUCUGCCCACUACAUUGCUGGCACGAUGGAAGACAUGGCAUUUGCAGAGCAGUUUGUUGUCAAAGCAGGAAAGCUCAUGGGUGGAGUGGACAUGCUCAUUCUGAACCACAUCACUCAGAGCUCUCUGAGUCUUUUCCACGAUGAUGUCCGUUCUUUGAGAAAAGUCAUGGAGGUCAACUUCCUCAGCUAUGUGGUCCUGAGUGUCGCUGCCUUGCCCAUGCUGAAGCAGAGCAACGGCAGCAUCGUCGUGGUCUCCUCAAUGGCUGGGAAAAUGACCCAGCCUCUGGUUGCUUCCUACUCUGCAAGCAAGUUUGCUCUGGACGGGUUCUUCUCUACCAUUAGAAAAGAGCACUUAAUGACCAGUGUCAACGUGUCCAUCACGCUCUGUGUCCUUGGCCUCAUAGACACAGAGACGGCCAUGAAAGCGGUCUCUGGGGUCUUCACCUCGCCGGCUGCUCCUAAGGAAGAAUGCGCCCUGGAGAUCAUCAAAGGUGCCGCUCUGCGCAAAGAUGAGGUGUACUACGACAGCUGGAUCUGGACCCCAAUCCUGCUCGGGAACCCAGGAAGAAGGAUCAUGGAGUUUCUUUCACUACGGAAAUAUAAUAUGGACAAAUUUGUAAACAAUUAGGCACUCCUGAGGCCUGGUAAGGGGUCUUGGGACAGUCCAGCCUGAUAUUU